UGCCUUCGUCUUCCUCUUCCUCCUUCCUCCUUCUCCUCCUCCUCCUUCUGCUUCUCCUUUAUCGAUCAGUACGCUUCGGAUUGGGUUCCGGAAGAGGCGGCGGAGGAGUCUUCGAUGGCGUACCACAACCAACUGCCGCGGGAGCUGACGGCGUUGCCAUACGCGGCAGAGGCACAGCAGCAUCAGCUGGGGGGAGGCGACGGAUCGGCAGUGCUCAGGACAGCGAUGCACCAUUUUUCCGUUCGCGAUGCCGGUGGAUCCGUGAAGGACGACGAGGGCGGGAAGGAGCUCCACCGCCUCGUGAAGGGCGCCGGGCCCACGUGGCUCAACAGCGGAAUUGUCCGACCGGAUAACGGGCAGCCCUUCGGCGACGGGAGCUUCCUGCACCUCCAGACCACCUCCGAAUCCUCCGUGUCCGCGGGACACUGGUUCCCUCGCCCCCCGAUCUUGCAUCGCGACGGCGGCGGCGGCGGCGGCGACGACGACGUCCCCGCCCCAGCGAGCGACGCCGCGGGGAUCUCUGGCGCGCGCGGGGAGAUCGCGGAGGCGGCUUCCGGGGAGGGGACGUGGCAGAACGCGAGGUACAAGGCGGAGAUCUUGGGGCACCCCUUGUACGAGCAGCUCCUGUCGGCGCAUGUCGCGUGCCUGAGGAUCGCGACGCCGGUGGACCAGCUGCCCCGGAUCGACGCUCAGCUCGCCCAAUCGCAGCACGUGGUGUCCAAGUACUCGGUGCUCGGCAACGGCGGCCACAUGCUCGGCGACGACAAGGAGCUCGACCAGUUCAUGACACACUACGUCUUGCUGCUUUGCUCCUUCAAAGAACAGCUUCAGCAGCAUGUACGCGUGCAUGCGAUGGAGGCAGUGAUGGCUUGUUGGGAGCUUGAGCAAGCACUUCAAAGCUUGACAGGUGUUUCUCCUGGGGAAGGAACAGGUGCAACUAUGUCUGAUAACGAUGACGACGACGAUCAGGUCGAUAGUGAAACAAAUCUGUUUGAUGGAAGCUUUGAUGGACCAGACAGCAUGGGAUUUGGCCCACUUGUUCCAACAGAGAGUGAAAGAGGCCUAAUGGAACGAGUUAGACAGGAACUGAAACUUGAGCUAAAACAGGGGUACAAGGAUAAGAUUAUAGACAUCAGAGACGAGAUUCUUCGCAAGAGAAGAGCUGGGAAACUGCCAGGUGAUAGCACUUCUAUGCUGAAAGCUUGGUGGCAGUCCCACUCCAAGUGGCCAUAUCCAACGGAGGAUGACAAAGCAAGAUUAGUGCAAGAAACAGGAUUGCAGCUAAAGCAGAUUAAUAAUUGGUUCAUCAACCAGAGGAAGAGGAACUGGCAUAGCAAUCCCUCUUCAUCAACUUCUCUAAAGAGCAAGCGCAAAAGAUAGAGAGACAUUGUUGGUGCCUUCUAUUUGCCAGGAAUUAAUCCACAACUUCCAUCAAGUGAAGCAAUCUCCCUCCAGAAACUAAUGACUAAAUAUUAAAUCUCUAUAAAGGAGGAUGAUUUGAUUUGUUUUGAGCCAGUGCUACAGGUUUGUAUUGUUUUGCUAAAAGAAAAAUGUUUGAGAAAAUCUUGAAAAAAAUUCUUCUUGUCCACUUACAAAUUGGUGGAGUAAGUUUUCAGGAUUAUGUAUACAUGUGGCUUGUGAAUAUAAGUAGAUGUUCAUUUGCAUUCGGUAAGACAAAUAUGUUUUAAGGAUUAUGUGGAUGAAGCUUUUUGUUUUAAAUUUA
Messenger RNA from Zingiber officinale, 1723 nucleotides. Its product is annotated as homeobox protein knotted-1-like 13. Bases 115 to 1380 code for a protein of 421 amino acids. Gene Ontology annotation, biological process: regulation of DNA-templated transcription. The record is from RefSeq and is a predicted model, not a curated record. The transcript is spliced from 6 exons. NCBI's taxonomy places the organism in Eukaryota, Viridiplantae, Streptophyta, Magnoliopsida, Zingiberales, Zingiberaceae. Gene Ontology annotation, molecular function: DNA binding. Gene Ontology annotation, cellular component: nucleus.